AUGAAAACAUUACCAGAAGAGAAGGAACUUGCUAAAUAUCUUGUAGAUGUCUGCGAUGAUACGUUUAAUGAUAACGAUGAUAAUAUUUUAGCUACAAAAGAAUGUAUUUCUUCAAGAACGGAUGAUAUAGUCGAACAAAUAUUUAAAGAUUUGACUCUUAAACGUAAAUAUGAUGAACUUAUGAAGGCGGCUGUGCUGUCAGGUCGAAAUGUUGAUGUUGAUGAAAUAAAUUGCAGGGUUGUUGUAUUACUUGAUAAAGAUUCAGAAAAAGUGUAUACUGGUAUGGAUUGUACAGAAAACUGCGAUAAUGGAACUAUAAUUGAUGUUAUAUUGCCUGAAUAUUUGAAUUAUUUGAAUCCACCCAACGUUCCACCAUAUGAAUUGAAGUUAAGGAAUAAUUGUAUUGCAAUGUUACUGUCUAAAUUUUUCCCAAGGUCUUUGCAAUGGCACGAGACUUCAAAAAUUACAAUUGGCAAAUAA
Molecule: messenger RNA, 480 nt
Organism: Macrosiphum euphorbiae (potato aphid)
Lineage: Eukaryota; Metazoa; Arthropoda; Insecta; Hemiptera; Aphididae
Source: the annotation of a GenBank genome assembly